Molecule: messenger RNA, 6115 nt
Organism: Armigeres subalbatus
Lineage: Eukaryota; Metazoa; Arthropoda; Insecta; Diptera; Culicidae
Exons: 11
Coding region: 476-4852 (1458 amino acids)
Biological process (GO): proteolysis
Molecular function (GO): zinc ion binding; metallocarboxypeptidase activity
Source: RefSeq, a predicted model, not a curated record
CUCACGAUCGACGGACUGCCGACGCAAACUACGGGAACGAAAUCGUAGUCCAAAACGGUAGAAAAUUUGAGUGUGUGAGUUUUCUGGCUGCAAAUGACGUAAUCAAGCAUAAUUUUUCAUAACGACAGACAGGCAGCAGCAGAGUGUGCAAAAAGGGUGAACAGAAAGGAAAAUUUGGUGGCCGAAGAUUUUUCAAGAUUUUCGGGCGAUUCGGAAAAUAUUGUUAAUCUGUGCGGGCAUCUGGGGUGCUGUGUGGAUCCAGAAGUUUUAGGAUAACGAAAUCGUGAAGGAAAUGGGUGGCUAAAUUUGCCGAAGAUAGAGCAAAGUGUUUUGAGUGUGUUGGGGGUGCAUAUCGUGGGAAGAAAUCAGUGAAAAAGGGAGCCGAAUCUUCACUUUGGCUCUGGAAGCAGCAGUAAAACCUGAGUCGUGUCUGGCUGAUUUUCUGAGAGAGGAAUGAAGAAAUUCGAAAAAUAAAAUGGUUGAUAAUUUCGAGUGCGCUGGCUAUACGUUUUACUCCAAGUUCGAUUCGGGAAAUUUGGGUCGAGUGGAGCUGGUCCGAUGCUGUGAAGGACUGAACAUAAUCGGUAGCAAUGUCAGCAGUAGUGUUGGUUGCCUAUCGGUAUCUAAUGUCGCCACCCCCUCAACCACCACCGUUGCCACUGCCAUUCCGGGUGGGCCGCUAUCGCCGGGAAGCGCCACCCUACUGGGCCCACCGGCUGCCAUCCUGUCUAGUGGGCCCCUGACGCUAAACAGUGCCAUCAUUUCCGGAGGGGGCAACUCGCCUUCCGCAACCCAUUACCAUUUUCAGCAGCAGCAACAUCAAUCAACUCCCACGCAGACUGGUACGGGCGGCUCUGUAACGGCUAGUGGGGUUGCUCCGGACCAGCAGCAGGUGCUCACCAGUCACCAGCCACAUCACCACUCCGCCGCAUUUAUCGAGGUGGAGUUUAAUCUAUGGACGCGAUCAGACUGUGCCGGAACGCCAUACGAAAAUCAGAACAGGACAUGGUUCUACUUUGCCGUAACUGGUGGCCGUCCGAAUCAAAUUGUCAAGUUUAAUGUGAUGAAUUUGAACAAGCAGGCAAAGCUGUUCAGCCAAGGAAUGCACCCGGUAAUGAAAGUCGGUCCCGGUGGUCGAUGGGAGCGGAUCAAAGAUAAGCCAUCCUAUUCGAUUGCCAACGACAUUUUCUUCAUAUCGUUCCUGCACAGGGCGCCCGAAUCAUCCGAAACUAAAACCUACUAUGCAUUCACGUUCCCGUUCACUUACAACGAACUGUUGGAACAGCUGGGUACCUUUGAUAAGCGCUACGGUCGCCAUACGUUUGAGAUGAAUCAGAUCGCACUAGAAAUAUCGCAACGAUAUGAUGCCUCGAUUCCUAUCGGCCCGGUGGAACUUGCUCCGGCGUUGGUCAAUCAUCACACUCAGUCGCACCACAGUGGCAAGAAAGGAAAGCUCGUGAAAACGGCCAAAGUUGAACGAUCCAGUCCGGAAUCGUUCGACGAAACGGCUCGCGAUGGCAUUGGAAGCGACGAAGCUCAUACGCCAAAAGUAAGCGAUCCUGGAGGGAAGCAUUUGGUUGACUGUGAUGUGCCGUCAGCCAUGUCGAUCGACGAUAAUAAUACGUCGGAAUCAAUGCAACAAAUCACCAACCUUGUGAACAAGGUGAAAAUAGAGUUACCCCCGCAGGCCGACCCCGGCAAGUGCAAGUUACCAAUCUUCCAACAGUUGCUAAACACACCAACUCUCGACGAUGAUCUGAGGGCCACCAAUCUGGAUCCGCGAGACGACAUUUACUACUAUCGGGAACUACUCACGCAUUCGGUGGAAAAGCGACGAGUUGAACUGCUGACGAUUACGUCGUUCCACGGUAUCCAGAACGUCCGCGAAGAACGGUUACGUAAUCUGUUUCCCGACGAUAAGACACCUCGGUGCCAUACGUUCAAGAACAAGAAGAUUGUUUUCAUCUCUUCGCGCGUUCAUCCAGGUGAAACACCGGCUAGUUUUGUGCUAAAUGGAUUUCUUAGUAUGCUGCUCGACCGAAAGAGCAUUGUUUCUAUUACGCUUAGGAGAAUGUAUGUGUUCAAAAUAAUCCCGUUCCUAAAUCCCGACGGCGUGUACAACGGAUUGUACCGAUCGGACACUCGUGGCCACAAUCUGAACCGAGUUUAUCUGAAACCGAACGUUGACACCCAACCGUCGAUUUAUGCAUCGAGAAAACUGAUCAGGUAUUAUCACCUCGGGACCGACGAAGCUGAACCAUACGAACUGGAGAACGAGAAAAAGGCAGCAUUACUCAGGAGUCCUGAGAGUAGUAGUGAGGAGAUUGUGGCCAUUUCACCCCUUGAGGAAAAUCCUACCAAUGUGAUCGAAGUUACUAGCACCCCAAGUAAGGAGUGCCCACCGACAAAGAAAGACUCCGAAUCCAACGAAGAAAACAAUGCGUCGACAUCGGAUUCCGGCUUUGGUGAGCAAACCCUCUCGAAAAGUAGCACCAUUUCGUCAUCUUCCUCCACGACAACUUUGGUCGGUACUGAAAUCUCGACGCCAUCCGUUUCAACUACAGCCACCGCCACUACCAUCACAACGACCAGUGCCACUGAAUUGACCACAUCCGCCAAUCCGGUCGAACCAUCAACACCAUCCGAAACCAUCGGAACGAUGCCAACGACCGACGAGGUACUUCCACAACCGAAAGUGUUCACCGAGCAGUUGAUUCCGGAUUUGCUGCCCGUGGUCACCGAAAGUGGCCUAGCGCUACGACCCGCUCGUAGCGUAUCUAAUCUCAGCACUGCCAGCAGCAUGGCCAACAGUACCACUACCAAUGUGAGCACAAUCGCACACAUCAACACGAAGAAGCCACCGCUGGUGACGGCCAAGGUCGAUACCGGUCGGAAGGGGGCGGCGUCCUCGUUCAAAAAUGUGAUAAAUAAACCCCACCUGAUUGCCACUACCCCUAACAUGCUCAAAAUUAAGGACUUUGGGGUUAAUGCAGCCCAACCGCAGUCGCAGCCUGCUCUGCAUCAACAGCAGCCCUUAGGGAAGUCAACAUCAGGGACUGUGGGUGCUAAGAAGGGGAAUUCUCUGCACCACAAACGGGGAGAAGGUAAAAUGCGUCCACAGACGCCCCAAAUGUAUAGCCAUUUCAGGUCCCACCGGAACGAGUAUCUCAACCCGGCUAGUCAAAAGAACCUCAACAUUAGUCUAGAUUACCUGGCGCAUUUGGACGAGAAAAACGACAAGGUGGUCUACGAAGAGAGAAGCAAUAUGUUCCUUUACAUUGAUCUGCAUGGGCAUGCCUCGAAGAAGGGAGUCUUUAUGUACGGCAACCAUCUGCCGAGCACGAUAGAAGCCAUUGAGUGCAUGCUACUGCCCCGGUUGAUGAGCAUGAACUCGCAACAUUUCCAUUAUGAUGCGUGUAAUUUUAGCGAAAGAAAUAUGUACUACAAGGGCAAACGGGACGGUUUGUCGAAAGAAGGUUCUGGACGGGUUGCCAUCUACAAGUGCACAGGAUUGAUCAAGAGCUACACCUUGGAAUGUAACUACAACACCGGUAAGAGUGUCAACAUCCUCCCUCCGAGGGGAAAAGAACCAAUCACUGCCAAAGUUCAGUCUCCGGUGCCACCGAAAUAUACACCGGCUGUGUUCGAGGAGGUGGGACGAGCUCUCGGUCCUUCGAUAUUGGAUCUUACGAACUCCAAUCCGCAAACGCGGCUGCACAAUUCCGAGUUCCGCACAUUGCAGGGUUUGCGCAAUACGCUUCGGAUAGAAAUCGAACGCGGUUCGUCGAAGGCUCGUGUCACCAACAAGGUCCCGAAGCCACAUUCCAAGCGACUCAGCAACCAAUCAUCCAGCUCGUUGGAGAUCGCUAAGGAGAACGCCCUCCAGUGGGAAAACAUUGGUGUUCCUUCGAGUGGGUCGAUCGCCGGAGCUGGGGGCGGCGCAGGCAGUCCACCUGGUGCUGGCGGGGUAAGUGGCAAUGGCAACGGAAAUGGGAAAGGAAACGGCGAUCCUCUGGGAGGUAACGCAUCCGGGUGCUGCUCGGCAACGUCCAGUGGCGGUAGACAGUUUCUCAAGGGAAGCUCCCUGAAGGGGCAUUCGGGGAAAAUUUCCCGUAAAACUGGAAAUGCCGGGGGGAAGGGAUUCGGUAAGAAGGAUGCUGUCAAGAAGAGUAAGAUCCUGUGCGAAUCUGGCGUUGCGGGUGCUGUCGUAACCAGUGGGAAGAAGCUGCAAGAGCUCAUGCGAAACAAAGAUCAGCAUCAAGUGCCUCGAAAAAAGAUCAAAGUGUCGCCUCCCCAUCAGCACGGUAGCACAGUCGAUGGUUUCGACCUUUGUUUCAAAAGUAAUCUUGCAACUUCUUCGUUACCGAAUUUCUUGGCAACACCGCCAUCACUGGGAGAUCUUCCCAUCUCGAAAAAAGUUAAAUCGGAAGCAAAGUUGUUAGAAGAGUGCCUGGACUGUGACGACAGCCUGGAUGCGAUUCCGUGCUGUUCGUACACACUGCCAACGACCACAUCCGGUGGAGCAGUAGCGCUCACCAAAUUGAUCUCGACCUACAGUCAAGCGGCGGCUGGGUCCCCUGGUGUGGCUUCCGGCGAAGGCAUGAGUCCCAUCUGUAGCAGCGUCAUUGCGAUAAACUCCGGCAGUGGUUCUUCGUCGGGAGGGGAGAAGGACACGGGUAAGGUGGGGGGCAAAAUAAGUAAGUUUAGUAAGGCCACUUCGGCCAAGCAGCAGGCCAAAUUGGGUAAAUCUUCCAAAUCAAACGACGGCGGGAAACUGCUGAAGAAAAAACGAUCGCUCAAGACUGACUCAAAUCUGAAGCGUAAGAAAACUCGUGUUAAGCCGCUUGCCUAGGAUGUUGGGGUCUAGAGCUAAUUGAGGAUGUGGCGGAAAUUGUGAUUCAGGAAGGACGUGUGCUUUCGAAUAUUGUUUUCUUUUACUAUUGGUUUUUAUUUAUAUAACAUACAUUGAAAAGUUUUGUUUUUAUUUUGUUGAACUAGAAGAGUUUGAGCAUGUAUCACGUGGUUAAAUUAAGAAUUUGGAUACAGCCUUUUACUGCCAUUAAUGAACAACUAUUCAUACAAUCAUACAAUUUUUCAAUUCUUUGCCAUAACAAACCUAAAAUAUAUGCAUUUCCAGAUAACAGCAUAGCUUAUCGUAUUUCAUGCUUUCAAGAAUGAUCAGUUGCUUGAGUUCCUCAGCAAUUUCGUAAAUUGGCGCAUCCCGUUUAAAAACCCAUUUUCUAAUUGUGAAAUGAUUGUAUCCAAAAUAAGUUUAAUCUUUACUUAAUCUAUAUACAUAUUUACAUUUUGAUUUUUUAUUUAUUGAAAAUUCUCAUCAUUCGUUCUAAGUAACACUCCACUUCACGGUUUUGAAAAGUAUAACACAAAUUUGCACACCCAAAUCAAAGAUUUUCAGACAUAACAUUCGAAACAUUCAUUUAUUCACAUUCGGAUGUUCCACUAAUCUCAUAUAUGGCAAGAAGAAAAAUUGAAAUUACUGGAACAUAAUUGAGUGCCGCGAAUAUCAAAAGUGAAUAAUUGAAAGCGUCGAUUGUUUCGUAUGUUACGUCUGUGUAUCUACACUUAAACAUACUCUGUAAUAAUGAAUAGAUGGCAAAAGAAAACCGAUUGAAAAUUCUGUGUAUAAUCAGAGAGUAACCUUAAUGUGCACUAGGAAGAAGAUACAAUUCAUUACUAGGAAUAUAUAAUGAUAAAACCCCAUUGAAAUGAAGAAAUUUAGAAAUUGAUCAAAAGAAGCAACAUCUAUUUGUUAAAUAUUAACACUCGGCAUAGAAAGAUUGGCUCUUAUUCGACAGAACAGAAAGACAACACUCACUCAAAUACUGGCCAGCAUCGCAGUAAAGAUCAUCUUGGAAGUAUUGAGCGAUUGUUGUUUGAGCAACGUGUGUAGUUUGGAACUGGAGAAUCUAAUUUUGGGAAUGGUUGUGCGAAAAUUUGGACUUUGAUAGUAAAUAUCGAUGAUAAGUUGGAGUAUGAAUGUGCCAGGCAGGAUGGGAAACGCUAUCGACCCUGUUGAUAAAGAAGUGUGCAAACGCAAUAAGAGGAAAAUAAAUGGAGAAUAACUAUGAAAUUAAAUAAUGCAGAAUAAUUAAAA